AUGAGAUUGUCCUUUAUCCUUUUACUAUCUGCAUUGGCAUUGACGUUGGCCCAGGAAGCAGUGGUCGAAGAGGCCGAAGCAGCCGCCGUCGAAACGGAGGAACUGGACUUGGAUGCCCUGAUCGAGGACGCGAAUGAGUUUUUGGCCACGGAAAAUAAUGAAGCCGUAGAAGAAGAACCCGCUUCUGCAGCCUCUGCAGCAACGGAGGACAUCCCAGCAGCGCAAGAGACUGUCAACGCAGAGGAGAUUCAGGGAGAUCAGGAGGAAACUGUUGAUGCCACUACAACCGCGACCACAGCAGAUGAGCAGCAAGGAGACACGACAACAGAAACAGCUGAAAGUAGUGAAGCAGAAGCAACUGAAUCAGCAACAGCAGAAGCAUCCGCUGCAGAGGAAACAGCUGCAAAAGAAGAAGAACCACAAAAAUUGCCGGAACAAGCUGGACCCUUUAUUGACCUUUUGGGUCCUCAACUGUAUUCCUUGCAAAUGAUUGAUGAAAGACAAGCACAGCUGACGCCCCAAUUAACCAAUGAAGCUUUGAAAGGCAAAAAGGUUAUUGGACUCUACUUUUCGGCUGAUUGGUGCGGCCCAUGUCGCAAAUUCACACCCGAGCUCGUGGCCUUUUACGAAAAAAUGAACAAAAAACGAAGGGAUGACUUCGAAAUUGUUUGGGUAUCGCGAUGUCGCGACAUGCAAUCGUAUGGACAGUAUUUUACUCACAUGAAGUGGUUGGCACUUCCCUUUGAAGAAGCGGCCGGACAACGAGGACAAUGGCUAUCCCAAAAAUACGGCGUCAAGGGAAUUCCCUCGUUCGUUUUGUUGGAUGACCUUGGAAAUGUUAUUACUACCGAUGCCCGCAACAAAAUUCCACAGGACAAGGCCGGCAUUGGAUUUCCAUGGGGCAAUCCCUUUUCCACCUUGCUCAAGACGGUGGUCCCACGAAGUCUGCGUCUCAUGGUCAAGACGCAAGUGGAUACGCUCAAGGGGAAGCUGGUACAGCAGGUCAAGGGACUCGUUGGCAUGUCCAAGACAAAAACAGCAUAA
This is a messenger RNA of Seminavis robusta, 1044 nucleotides long. The record is from the annotation of a GenBank genome assembly. Lineage: Eukaryota; Bacillariophyta; Bacillariophyceae; Naviculales; Naviculaceae.